This is a messenger RNA of Solanum dulcamara, 2870 nucleotides long. RefSeq names its product trihelix transcription factor DF1-like. Lineage: Eukaryota; Viridiplantae; Streptophyta; Magnoliopsida; Solanales; Solanaceae. The coding region runs from base 331 to 2325 and encodes 664 amino acids. The transcript has 2 exons. The record is from RefSeq and is a predicted model, not a curated record.
UCUGAAGAUUCCACAGCUAAAACAAGCAAAGAGGUGUUAUUUUUCUUUUUUUAAAAAAAAUUAUUAUUAUUAUUAUAUAUUUUCUGGGUCUACUCUUUUUUUUUUUUUUUGAGGGGGGUUUAAAUUGUUAUGUAUUUUAAGAGGUGUGAGAUUGACAGGCAGAUCCCACCGAAAUAAAUUAAUAAAUUCACCACACCCCAUCUUCAUAAAAACCCCUACAGAAUUCACCCUUUUUUUUUCUUUUUCUUCUUUCAUAUAAUUCAUCAGCUGUAAUUGCUUGCUCCAGAGAAGAAACAGAAGGAAACCGAGGUUGUUUUUGUAAUUGAAGAGAUGAUGGGUGUUUCCGGCCUAAUAAGUAGUGAAAAUCCAGAAGGCGGCGGAGGAGGUGGAGGAGCAGGAAGUGGAGGAAGUAGUGAGAUUGGACUUGGUGGAGGUAGCGGUGGAUUCAUGACGGAAGAAGGAGAAAGGAGUUCAGGUGGAAACAGAUGGCCAAGACAAGAAACAAUUGCUUUGCUCAAAAUAAGGUCUGAGAUGGAUGUUGUUUUUAGAGACUCAAGUCUUAAAGGACCCUUAUGGGAAGAAGUUUCCAGGAAAAUGGCAGACCUUGGGUAUCACAGAAGUUCCAAGAAAUGUAAAGAGAAAUUCGAAAAUGUUUACAAGUAUCACAAGAGAACCAAAGAUGGCCGUGCAUCUAAAGCAGAUGGGAAAAAUUAUCGUUUUUUCGAGCAAUUGGAAGCGCUCGAAAACAUCACUUCUCAUCAUUCUCUAAUGCCACAGUCUAAUACGCGUCCUCCACCACCUCCAUUGGAAGCUACUCCAAUAAAUAUGGCUAUGCCAAUGGCAACAUCAAAUGUACAAGUCUCAGCUUCACAAGGUACUACUACUCAUCAUCAUCAUGUUACUGUUUCAUCAGCUCCACCAGCACCACCACCAAAUAACCUUUUUGCUCCUUCUCAUCAAAAUGUACCGUUAAGCUCCCCACCGCCUUCACAACUAUCACCACAGCCAGCUGUCAAUCCGAUUAAUAAUAUUCCUCCUCAACAAGUGAACGCAACGAAUUUGCCAUCUCAUCAGAAUAUUUCAGCAAUGUCGUAUUCGACUUCUUCAUCCACUUCGUCGGAUGAGGACAUACAAAGAAGGCAUAAGAAGAAGAGGAAAUGGAAGGAUUAUUUUGAAAAGUUCACGAAGGAUGUGAUUAAUAAGCAGGAGGAAUCGCACAGGAGGUUCUUGGAGAAGCUCGAAAAGCGGGAACACGAUCGGAUGGUUAGAGAAGAAGCAUGGAAAGUACAAGAAAUGGCAAGGAUGAAUAGGGAGCAUGAUCUUUUAGUUCAAGAAAGAGCAAUGGCGGCAGCAAAGGAUGCAGCUGUUAUUUCUUUUUUACAAAAGAUAACAGAACAGCAAAACAUUCAAAUUCCAAAUAGUAUCAAUGUUGCUCCUCCAUCAGCACAAGUACAAAUACAAUUGCCUGAAAACCCACUAUGCGCACCCACAUUCACACCCGCACCAACACAUUCUCCUCAACCGCACCAACAGACACAACCAACUGUUACAGUAUCACCACCAACACCAGCACCAAUCCCAGAAUCGUUGCCAAUAAUGAUACAAGCUCCAGUACCAGCAUUAAUACAGUCACUGUCGCUGCCACUGACACCACAAGUACCACCCAAGAACAUGGAAUUAGCACCGAAAAGCGAUAACGGAGGCGAUAGUUACAGUCCAGCAAGCUCUUCAAGGUGGCCUAAAGCAGAAGUUGAAGCAUUGAUAAAACUUCGUACAAACUUAGAUGUCAAAUACCAAGAAAACGGACCUAAAGGUCCGCUUUGGGAGGAGAUAUCAUCUGGAAUGAGGAAAAUUGGAUACAAUCGGAAUGCGAAGAGAUGCAAAGAGAAAUGGGAGAACAUCAACAAGUACUUCAAAAAGGUGAAAGAGAGCAACAAGAAAAGACCAGAAGAUUCCAAAACUUGCCCAUAUUUCCACCAGCUCGACGCAUUGUACAAGGAGAAAGCCAAGAACCCCGAAACAACUUCUUCAACAUCUUCAUUCAAUCCUUCAUUCGCGUUGAACCAAGAAAACAACCCUAUGGCACCCAUCAUGGCUCGUCCAGAACAACAAUGGCCACUUCCACAAGAUCACCACCAACAACAACAUGAAAGUAAUACCCGAAUGGACCACGAAAAUGAGAGUGAUAAUAUGGAUGAAGACGAUGACGAUGAUGAGGAUGACGACGAAGAUGAAGAUAAUGCUUAUGAGAUAGUGGCAAACAAACAACAAUCCUCAAUGGCAGCCGCAAACACAACAACCACCACCGCAACGACAACAGUUUGAGCUAAAAUUAGCACAGAUCUCAUCAAAAAAAAGCAGAAAGAGAAGAGAAGUGUGGGGACAAAAAGAGGCGGAAGUUUAAAAAAAUAGUUGGCAAGUGAGUGGAACAUUGGGAAUAGCAAGUGGGUCAACAGAUUCUUGCAGGGAAAAUGUCAGAUUGGAUCAGAUCUCAGAAAAUUCCGGUUGGUAUGAGAAGACGGUGACUGAAAAAUAGCUCACUUGGAGAAAACAAAUGUGAGCGGAAUUUACAUAUCACUUCAACUUUAUUUCAUUUUUUUUUUGUUCAAACUCUGAGAGAAAAGAGGAGGGGUGCGGAGAGUAGGGGGUGUUGGUAAGGGGUAUAGUAGUGUAGUUUUUGGUGGUAUAAGUUUAUUUGCACUUCCAUUGUUUAUUUAUUAAUUAUCAAAAAUAAAGUUUAUUGAAGGGGAAGGGGAAGAGGAGAGAAGAGAAGAAAAAAAAGGACAUAAAGGAAGAUUUUUAAAGGAAUAAAUGAAGGGACAAAGUUUGUAAUUUUUUUUAAUCUCUUUUUUUUCUUCUUUUAUUUCCUU